This is a messenger RNA of Quercus robur (English oak), 1098 nucleotides long. RefSeq lists its product as uncharacterized. Bases 1 to 1098 code for a protein of 365 amino acids. The record is from RefSeq and is a predicted model, not a curated record. The transcript has 5 exons. Lineage: Eukaryota; Viridiplantae; Streptophyta; Magnoliopsida; Fagales; Fagaceae.
AUGAGAGAGCAUCAAAGAGAUACUAAAAAUGUAAAUAAGGGAGAUGGUGUGAAAGAGCCAGUUAUAGAUAAUGGGAAAAAACCAGAAGCUGCUACCAAUGAUAAAGCUGCUGCCAAUGAUCAAGCUGCUGCUAGUGAUCAAGCUGAGGAUGAGGAUGAAAGGGUGAGAUGUCCAGAGUUUAAUGAGAAGACUGGCAUGAGUAACCCAGAGUUAUGCAAGGGUAUGAAGUUCCCAAAUGGGAAGGUGUUUAGGGCUAUCUUGAGGGAAUAUGCAGUGAAAAAGCCUAUUAUAGGGGAGUUAACCUUCCAGAUAAAGACCAUGGUUCCAACUUGUACAUAUGGGAGGACAUUCAAGCAUAGCCAGGUCACUUCUACAUAUGUGGCUAGGAAAUACUUGGAUGAUUUCAACAAAAAUCCUAAUUGGGCAGUUUCUAGUGUGAAGUGUCAAGUUAUGCAUGAUAUGUAUGUGGACUUGAGCAUAAAUCAAGUGUACAGAGCUAAGAGGAAAGCUAGAGAGUUCAUAUUAGGUGAUGAGAGGUUGCAGUAUGGAAAGUUUAGGGACUAUGCAGAGAUGAUAAGAGUAACUGAUGUGGGGAGUAAGGUGAUUCUGCAAACUGAGAUUACUGAGCCUAACACACAACUCAAGUUCAAAAGGAUGUAUGUGAGAUACAAUGCCCAGAAAGUUGGAUUCUUGGGGGGGUGCAAGCCACUUGUAGGAUUAAAUGGUUGCUACUUGAAGGGCAAGUUUGGUGGACAUAUAUUAUCAGCAACUACAAGGGAUGGGAAUGACAAUAUUUUCCCUGUUGCAUUAGAUGAUAUUGGGAGGUUAGAUGAGUUGAAUCUGGUGUUCAUUUCAAAUAGGCAAAAGGGAUUGAUACCUACCAUGGAGCUAUUGUUCCCAACAGUUGAACAUAGAUUUUGUGUGAAGCAUAUUUACAACAACUUUAAGUUAAAUUUCAAGGGUUUAGAAUUAAAGGCUACAUUAUGGAGGUGUGCUGCAGCAACAACAGUUAGGGAGUUUGAGAAGAGAAUGCAAGAUAUGAAGGAGUUGUACAAAGAAGCAUGGGAGUAUCUAGCAGAUAUCCAACCAACCCAAUAG